Molecule: messenger RNA, 1293 nt
Organism: Rotaria socialis
Lineage: Eukaryota; Metazoa; Rotifera; Eurotatoria; Philodinida; Philodinidae
Source: the annotation of a GenBank genome assembly
AUGGUUUCUACAACGAUUCAAACCAAAGAUCUUCACGUAUCAAAUACAAAUGAAUGUUCAUCUCAAUUAUCAAUGAAUUCUAAACGAAAUAUCGUAAUCGAUGAUGAAAUUAAUAAAAAAAUCAAAGUUGAAGACGGUACCGAUGAAGUAAAAAUCUUUUCAGCAUCAUCAAUAGAUAAACAUGAGUCAGAUGAUGAUGUUGAUAUAGAAGAUCGAUUGUCACCAGUUGUUGAAGAACCUGCUAGUCCAAGUAAAACUGAUACAUUGAAUAAUAAUAUUCCUGGAUUGUAUGCAUCACCUUUUCUUUAUCCUUAUUUUCAUCCUUAUUUUAUGGCUGCAACAGCACAAAUGAAUUCAUCAACAGAUAAAUUAUCGCUCAAUGGACAAAUGAAUAGUCUAUUUGGCGCUACACCAUCAUUUCCUGGUAUGCCAUUUUUUCCUUUUUAUCCUCCUGGUAUGAUGAAUCAAUCAUUUCAACCGAAUCUUUUUAAUCCAUUUGGUGUACCACCACCCGGUGUCCAAUCCUCGAAUUCAUCUCAUCGACAACAUCAAUCAUCUAUUAAUACUGAAUCUCGUAGAAAUUUAAAUGAACUCUUGGAAUCCAAACGUCCAAAAAAACCUCAUAUAAAAAAACCUUUAAAUGCUUUUAUGAUUUAUAUGAAAGAACAACGUGCACGUAUCAUAGAAGAAUGUACAUUAAAAGAAUCAUCAGCAAUAAAUAAAAUUCUUGGGCAGAAAUGGAAAGAACUCACUCGAUCAGAGCAAGAUCGCUAUUACGAACUAGCUAAAGAAGAACGUAAUCGUCAUAUGCAAAUGUAUCCGAAUUGGUCUGCGCGUGAUAAUUAUGGAAUGAAAAAAAAACGACCCAAUGGUCCAAUACAAAAGCAUGCAUCUCAUGAAAAUAAUCAGAGUCCCCAAAAAAAUCUAAUGAAUACUUCUAGACAAGUUGACAAUGAUUGUUUGAAUCUAAAAAAAUGUCGUGCCAGAUAUGGUUUAGAAGGUCUCAGUCAAUGGUGUAAACAUUGUCGACGAAAGAAAAAAUGCACAAAAUUUCUUGAAGAUGAUUCAUCUAAUCCAAAAACAUCAGGAAAUCCAUCGUCAGUUAGUUCACCGGGCACAUUUCAAUCGGAUGAUGAUAAUUCAUCAAAUGAAGCUGAUAGUGAUGAUAUAUUAUCGCGACAGAUCGAUUCCAUUGAAGAUGAACAUGAUGACAGUAAUGAUGAGAAUAAACAACAAUUUUAUCGUCCACCUGAAACUUUGCCAUUACAGUUUCUACCAAAUUUUCGUUAUUAA